AUGCCACGAGCUCCAAAAUCACAAAAAGACCCCAAUGCACCAAAACGUCCAUUGUCGACAUUUUUCUUAUUUUCACAAGAUGAACGACCAAAAAUUAAAAAAGACAAUCCAUCUUUGUCUGUUUCAGACAUAGCUAAAGUUAUUGGUGAACGAUGGCGUGGAAUUGGUGACGAAAAAAAACGUCACUACGAAGAAAGAGCUCGUCAAGAAAAGGAACGAUAUGAUCGAGAAAUUGCCGUAUACAAACAAGGAAAAUAG
Molecule: messenger RNA, 258 nt
Organism: Rotaria socialis
Lineage: Eukaryota; Metazoa; Rotifera; Eurotatoria; Philodinida; Philodinidae
Source: the annotation of a GenBank genome assembly